Daucus carota subsp. sativus is the source of this 1269-nucleotide messenger RNA. RefSeq names its product F-box protein At5g39250. The transcript is spliced from 3 exons. Gene Ontology annotation, molecular function: protein binding. The coding region runs from base 193 to 942 and encodes 249 amino acids. NCBI's taxonomy places the organism in Eukaryota, Viridiplantae, Streptophyta, Magnoliopsida, Apiales, Apiaceae. The record is from RefSeq and is a predicted model, not a curated record.
CUUUUCUCCUCCUCUUCCUCUUCUAUCGCUCGCUCAUCGCUCGGACCUUGACUCCCCUUCUUCUCAUUUCUGAAAUUCCGACUUUCAAGUAAUGGAACAGUCACAUAAGAUUGCCAUAUAAAAAAGAUGAGAGAUGGCCUCCAAUUGAUUCAGCCUCUUAAGGCCCUGUAAUGCAUAAAAUCACUGCAAAAAAUGUCAUUCAAUGAAGUUCUAAAGGAUGUCUUCCCACUUCUGGAUGGCACUGACCUUGCUUCUUGUAUGUUGGUAAGCAAACAGUGGCGAGACAUUGCCCAAGAUGAUUACUUCUGGAAGUGCCUGUGUUUUAAGAGAUGGCCUUCAAUCUGCAAGCGGCCAUCGGCUCCUACUGAAACUUACUACAAGCUGUUUAAAACGUUUUAUAAGCGUCAACACCAAAAAAAGUUACUCCCCCCUAGACUGUCCUUCAGUGACUUGGAAUUCUAUAUUGACAUCUGGUCUGAAGAUAGCUUAAUAUUUUCAGAGGUGAUUGCAGGACCUGUCCUCCAGAAAGGGGUAUGGAAUCCACCACCAGGGAUAUGUGAUGUACUUAGAUUUCACCUGGAGGGCCCAGAGUACAAGAUGACAUUUUCUGUGGAUCCUAGAUUCAGUGUUCCUCUAUGCCAAACCAUUAGCGUGUCCAUGCUUGUUGGUCGCAAGGAUUCAAACAAAGUUGCUUGCAUAAUAAAUAAAUCAGUAUUCGAUUAUAUAGAUCGAACUUCAUAUAGAGCUCUAGCAUUUGACUAUCUCGAGUUUUCUUCAUCUUAUCCUUUUGUGUCGGGUAUCAGGGCAUGGAUGUCUUUACUAUUCAUGGACAAAGGUAGUGAAGAGGUGAUAGAUGUGUUUGGGGUUGAAAUAGAUUUUUGCGACGCUGCGAACUCAGAGGAUGAGGUUCUUUGGCUAUUUGACAUGCUCGACUGGAAUUGAUGGAUCUAGUGGCGAAGGUGUAUCAGCAGAUGUUCAGAUAUUUUCACUUCCGGCUGCCUUGUUAGCAUAGCUGAAUGUGUGGCUGUACAUAAUAAUUAUGUCAGAUCAGUUAUUGUCUUGUGUGCGUACCAUUUCUUUGCUAAUCAUGUGAUAGUCCUUUGUGUAGCCUAAAUUCAGGGUUUUACUCAUUCUUGUAGUAAUUAUAUCAAAUAUUUCUUCAAUUUUUUGCUUUUCGGAAAUAAUAUAUGAAGAUGAGGCUUUUGCCACAUCUCUUAAAAUGCAAUAUAAGUUAGAAUGAAUAAAGGGUGUCGUACCUUGUAUUUUCUA